Molecule: messenger RNA, 1048 nt
Organism: Suillus plorans
Lineage: Eukaryota; Fungi; Basidiomycota; Agaricomycetes; Boletales; Suillaceae
Exons: 8
Coding region: 51-614 (187 amino acids)
Source: RefSeq, a predicted model, not a curated record
GUCGAAUACAUCAAAACAACUUGUCCACAUUCAUUCACUAUUCCCUUUGUAUGGGUCGUAAGAAGAAAGUCGAGCGAGAGGUAUACCACGUCGAGGUUAUCACCAAAGCUCGCGUCAGUGAGGAAGGAGACUGGGAAUAUUAUGUCAAAGUGGGCUACGACUCCGAUGCAGACACUUGGGAGCCAACAGAUAAUGUGAAACAAUGCGAACGGCUCUUGUGCAGCUUUUGGGAUCAUGUUGGCAAUGACGACGACGAUGAUUACGCCGUCGGAUUCGAGAUUACGGCGAAGGACCAUUGGAUAGAGCAAGAGAAGGAGUUCUUCGCGACGCAGUUCUCAGAAGAAGCAAAUCGCAAAAGCGAAAAAGAUACGAAUAAGCCACCGAUCAAGCAGACUUUAGAGCCAAAGCAAGUCGAGAAAGAUACUCAUAGGUUGAAAGAGCCCAAUAUCCCUUUCAAGCGGAGAUCUCCGGUCGCGAAGAUGUUGGCCCCGCGAGGGAAAAAGCGUAACAAUACACUCAUUAGUUCAGAUGUAUGCCAUCUUUUAUUUACCAUCGUGCUGCGAAGCUUAGGCAACAGUAGUCAGACUCCGAUUCAUUGGACGAUCGCCCAUUAAAACAGCGGCGGAAAUAUACUCACUCAAAGUCCCGGAGCACUACAGCAGACAAGGAACACUCAUCAGCGGCCCCCUCCUCUAGUAUGUUCACCGAACAACCAUCUCGUCCCCUUCCGCCACCACCAAGGCCAUCGACAUCUUCUGCCACACCAUCAGCGAAUGUACCUCGCCCACCCAAAAUACAGACCGUUCGGACUCACCAAGAUCAAAGGAGCAACCCUCUUGUCAAGACUAUAGAUCUUCCCUCGAAGGCGGUUCAAUCUGGGAGUACUCUGUCAACGAAGCAACGUAUAGCAGCGGGAUCAGGUCCUUCCGUAGCACCCAAGCCGAAGCCACUGCAGACAAUUCCGAAACUUCUGACCGGUUUGUCAUUCAAGAAGAAACCCCUUGAAGCAAAAGAUCCUUCGUCUGCAACUAGUCCGUCCUUCAAGAAC